UCUGACAUGGCCCACUGAAGGGAAGGGCAAGAGGCAAGGAGGGGAGGAACUGAUCUUUCCAAAAGCCAGUUCCUGGGACCUGAGCUUGCUGCGGAGUGUACAGUCAUCCCUUAGCUGUGGAGGGACAGGUUUCUGGAACUAUCACCUGGGGCACCCUUCACCUUGAAACCCAGCAGGAGAGAGCCAUCUCUACCUGCCCAACCCUUGCUCUCAUUCCGCUUCUGCGGGGCCACCGGUCUCCAGCCAGUCCCAGCUGCCUGUGCCGGUCACCCGAUCCACCCUGUAGCCCUGCAAACUUUAUGCAACUGCUUUGCUCUUUGCACUUGGUGCCUUCUGGAAUGACCACAGGAUCUGACUCUCAUCUGUCGUCGUCGUCCUUUACUGCCUGGGGACCUUGUCUGCAUCAUCAGUAUCCUUGUCUCUGCCCCAGGCUGGCAUGAAGUGGGUGCACAGUGUUUGUGAAUUAAUGUCUAUCCUGGGGCAGAGUCCAGGACUGCUGAAGGCUCCUCCACACACGCCCGCUGAACCCUGAGCGCCCUGAGCUGCCGGCAUGGGGCGGGCUGAGGCCGCCGCCAUGAUCCCAGGCCUGGCCCUUCUCUGGGUAGCAGGGCUAGGGGAUACUGCCCCUAACCUUCCCCGCCUUCGGCUCUCCUUUCAAGAAUUACAGGCCCGGCAUGGUGUCCGAAGCUUCAGGCUGGAGCGGACCUGCUGUUAUGAAGCCUUGCUGGUAGAUGAGGAGCGUGGACGCCUGUUUGUGGGUGCUGAGAACCACGUGGCUUCCCUCAGCCUGGACAACAUCAGCAAGCGAGCCAAGAAGCUGGCCUGGCCCGCCCCCGUGGAAUGGCGUGAAGAAUGCAACUGGGCAGGGAAGGACAUUGGUACCGAGUGCAUGAACUUCGUGAAGCUGCUGCACACCUACAAUCACACCCACUUGCUGGCCUGUGGCACGGGGGCUUUCCACCCAACCUGCGCCUUUGUGGAGGUGGGCCACCGGCUGGAGGAACCCAUGCUCCAACUGGACCCGAGGAAACUUGAGGAUGGCAAGGGGAAGACUCCUUACGACCCAAGGCAUCGGGCUGCCUCGGUGCUGGUGGGGGAAGAGCUGUAUUCUGGGGUGGCAGCAGACCUUAUGGGCCGGGACUUUACCAUCUUUCGAAGCCUGGGUCAGAAUCCGAGUCUCCGAACAGAGCCCCAUGAUUCCCGCUGGCUCAAUGAACCCAAGUUUGUCAAGGUCUUUUGGAUCCCAGAGAGUGAGAACCCUGAUGACGAUAAAAUCUAUUUCUUCUUCCGCGAGUCCGCUGUGGAAGCAGCACCAGCAAUGGGGCGCAUGUCUGUGUCUCGUGUUGGCCAGAUCUGCAGGAAUGACCUGGGUGGCCAGAGGAGCUUGGUCAACAAAUGGACCACAUUUCUGAAGGCGCGGCUUGUGUGCUCAGUACCCGGAGUUGAGGGUGACACCCACUUUGACCAACUUCAGGAUGUUUUUCUUUUGUCCUCCCGAGACCGCCAGACACCUCUUCUCUAUGCUGUCUUCUCCACCUCCAGUGGUGUCUUCCAGGGCUCUGCUGUGUGCGUGUACAGCAUGAACGAUGUGCGCCGAGCCUUCUUGGGACCUUUUGCUCACAAAGAGGGGCCUACACACCAGUGGGUGUCCUACCAGGGUCGUGUCCCCUACCCAAGACCUGGCAUGUGCCCCAGCAAGACCUUUGGCACCUUCAGCUCCACCAAGGACUUCCCAGAUGACGUUAUCCAGUUUGCUCGGAACCACCCUCUCAUGUACAACCCAGUCCUGCCCAUGGGGGGGCGCCCUCUCUUCUUACAAGUGGGAGCUGGGUACACCUUCACCCAAAUUGCCGCAGACCGAGUAGCAGCUGCCGAUGGACACUACGAUGUUCUCUUCAUUGGUACAGAUGUGGGCACAGUGCUGAAAGUGAUCUCAGUCCCCAAGGGCAGCCGACCUAAUUCUGAAGGGCUUCUCCUGGAAGAGCUGCAGGUGUUCGAGGACUCUGCCGCUGUCACCAGCAUGCAAAUCUCCUCUAAAAGGCACCAACUCUACGUAGCAUCGCGCAGCGCAGUGGCCCAGAUUGCUUUGCAUCGCUGCACUGCCCUAGGCCGCGCCUGCGCAGAAUGCUGCUUGGCCCGUGAUCCUUACUGCGCCUGGGAUGGAUCAGCCUGUACACGCUUCCAGCCUACGGCCAAGAGGCGGUUCCGGAGGCAAGACAUAAGGAAUGGCGACCCCAGCACCCUGUGCUCUGGAGACUCUUCUCACUCUGUGCUGCUGGAGAGGAAGGUCUUGGGUGUGGAAAGCGGCAGCGCCUUUCUGGAGUGUGAGCCCCGCUCGCUCCAGGCGCAUGUGCAGUGGACCUUCCAACGUGCAGGGGAGGCAGCUCACACCCAGGUGCUGGCUGAGGAGAGAGUAGAGCGCACUCCUCGGGGGCUGCUGUUGCGGGGGCUGCGGCGCCAGGACUCUGGCGUGUAUCUAUGCGUCGCGGUUGAACAAGGCUUUUCACAACCACUGCGUCGCCUGGUGCUGCACGUGCUGAGUGCGGCGCAGGCUGAACGACUGGCACGGGCAGAGGAAGCAGCCGCUCCUGCACCUCCUGGCCCUAAACUCUGGUACCGGGACUUUCUGCAGUUGGUGGAGCCAGGCGGUGGCGGAGGUGCAAACUCCCUGCGAAUGUGCCGCCCGCAGCCCGGGCACCACUCUGUGGCAGCAGAUUCACGUCGUAAGGGUCGCAACAGACGGAUGCAUGUCUCUGAGCUCCGUGCUGAGCGUGGACCACGUAGUGCAGCUCACUGGUGACUCGGCUGUCCCCACAAUGGGACGAGGCUGAAUAUGACACUCCGAAGAGGGGGCAGACAGAUGCCAGGAAGACAAAUGAGUUAUGGCUGGGCCACACUGAGGUCCUUGGGCCAACAGAGACACCUAACCCUUACAUAGGCCCUGACCAAAGGGUAGCUUAUUUAUUAACAAGAUAACCCGGGGAUGUAGCCUCAAAGAGUGGCCUAAGCUCAAUUCAGGAUCUAACCAGAAGGGAGGGGACAGAGACAUGGGGUUCCAGAGUGGACCAUGAACAGAGAGAGAGUUGUCUUGGGUGGCAGCCCUGGGGAAAGAAUUCUCUUUCUUGGGCAGCAAGCAGCAAGCUGUGAACAGAUUAGACCGUUGGGUAUGGGGUGAGGCAGGCCAACUGUACUAAAGUAACGCAAUAAACACAUUAUCAGCUGACAUUGGAAUGGCCCCAGCAGACAACAGGUAGUCCUAGACCUUGCUGGGGGCUCUUGGGCAUCGCCCUAGGGGUCUCAAGACCUGCAUUUUCCUCAUCCAAGAAGGCUAAAGUGAAGAUUAAACGUGUUAUUAGACGAUUAUGCUGGUUCCCGUGAGCCUCUGGGGUACUGGCAAUACACAGUGCAUUAGUGGCAGGACCAAGCUCUCUGAAGUAAAACCGAUACUGGCUGUUGUGGGCAAGGAUGUAUUAAUUCACUGAACGGGUGACGUUUGAGCUGAAUAAGAAGGAGCCAAUCACCAAUGUCUGGUGACAGAACACUCUUGGGAUAGAAGAACCAGGGCAAAGUCGUGGAGCAGGGGACAGACCCUCCAAGUCUACGGAACAACCAGGAGGCUGAUAUGGUUAUGGCACUUGGACUCCCGAUGGUUUGGAAGGUAGAUCCCACCACCCCUGCUUUUCAUCGUUGAGAAGCUGAACAGAGUCCACCCAGACUAAGGCCUGCAAGCUGGACCAGCACCCUUCAAGAGAGCCACGUGCCUCUCUCCGUGGCCCAUCAAGCCCUUGUGGAGGGGAGAGGGAGGACCCAAACCUCUUGUGUUUAAGUGCUUUAGCCAUGCUUCUACAUUUUUAUUCUCAGUACAGUUGGCCAGGAACCCUUGUUCCUGUUUUAC
This is a messenger RNA of Mus caroli (Ryukyu mouse), 3895 nucleotides long. NCBI's taxonomy places the organism in Eukaryota, Metazoa, Chordata, Mammalia, Rodentia, Muridae. The record is from RefSeq and is a predicted model, not a curated record.